GCAACGUCAUAAUGAAAAUACGUCACCAACACAAAGAAACUGACUACGCACCAUCAACGUCUUUUUUUUUUAUCAUUAUAUAUAAGGGGAUCUAAGAAUGUUGUUGUUAUUGGUAUUAUCAAUUUUGAUAUAUGAAGGGUAUGCAAGAAGCCCAAUGAGGGCAAGAUAUUUUAAUGAUGGGAUCCCCUCAUUUCCGAAUCCAGAAAAAUGUGAUAUAUAUUUGAAUAAAGCUUUCGAAUGUAAGGAGCGACCUUCAAUGAAAAACUACAUAGACACUCAGGAUGCGAAUGGAGAAAAAGUAGAAAAUACAUUCCCGGAUCUUAUCAAGGCUCGAAAAAUUACUAUAGAAAAAGCAGUUGUAGCAGAUAUGUGCAGUUAUUUUAUGGGCGUUUCUGCUUGUAUGAAGGCUACCAAUUAUCAAUAUAUUGGAAAAUACUGCCCAGCAGCACGAUUUCAGGUUGCAAAGUCAUAUCAAAUCCUUUCCUCGGCGGUUUGUUCCAAAAUAGCGGAAGAUCUUGAAGCGAUGGUUGAAUGUGCCAACCACGACAAUGGCAUUUUAGUUACGUUUGCAAGCUGCAUGUAUGGGGCCUAUCGCUUUAUGAAAGCACAUCCAGGAAGACAUCCUGCCAGUAUGAUUGAUCGGUAUCGGGAUUGUUUCUACCAGUUUGAAAGCUGUCCAAAGCAGAUGAUGACAUGGGAUACAAUUAACGUGUUUAAUGAAUAUCAUAAUGACAUAAGUUUUUUGUUGAGUGGUUUGGGAAUAGAAAUAUGAACUUCAAUAUAAUAAUCAAACCUAAAGGACAAAAAUUGCUUGUUAAAAAAAUCAAUAUAUCAAUUGUAUCCACCAUAUUUUAGUUAUUGGUACAUGUAUUACAAUGAAAUACAAAUGUUUUU
Molecule: messenger RNA, 894 nt
Organism: Mytilus trossulus (common blue mussel)
Lineage: Eukaryota; Metazoa; Mollusca; Bivalvia; Mytilida; Mytilidae
Exons: 5
Coding region: 98-772 (224 amino acids)
Source: RefSeq, a predicted model, not a curated record